Molecule: messenger RNA, 1324 nt
Organism: Melanotaenia boesemani (Boeseman's rainbowfish)
Lineage: Eukaryota; Metazoa; Chordata; Actinopteri; Atheriniformes; Melanotaeniidae
Gene: hmx3a
Product: H6 family homeobox 3a
Exons: 2
Coding region: 291-1199 (302 amino acids)
Biological process (GO): regulation of transcription by RNA polymerase II
Cellular component (GO): nucleus
Molecular function (GO): DNA-binding transcription factor activity, RNA polymerase II-specific; RNA polymerase II transcription regulatory region sequence-specific DNA binding
Source: RefSeq, a predicted model, not a curated record
UGACACGGUGGACACGCUUUGCGUUUUGACGGAAGACUCCGGGAUGAGACACGUCCAUGUUGGUGCAUGUCUUUUCUUAACCACUAAAUACUUUAACUGAUUAUUUUUCAAGCCCAGAAGGACGAGUGUUUUGACGCGCUCUUCAUGGUGCGAACUCAAGUUUAGGAGAAGAAUAAAACAAGAACACCUCUCAGCCAGGAUAUCCAGUCUGUAAGUCAGCUUUGUCUGUUUCUCCCCUUAAAAAAAAUCCUGCUUCCGGGGUCCUUCUUGUUCAGACCACCGCAACAGCGAUGCCAGAGACAACGCAAGAGGCGUGCGCUCCGGCCAAGGAUUCUCCUUUCUUCAUUAAGAACCUGCUGAACUGUGAUAGUAAACCAUCCAAGCCCAAGCCGAUGUUGGCUGCCACCAAGGCGGCCUUAGAGGGAGGAUUUUCCCUUUCACAGGUCGGGGAUUUCAACUUUCCACGCUUUGACUUGCCCGCACAGAGGUUCAGUCUACCGGCACACUACUUGGAGCGCACCUCGGCGUGGUGGUACCCCUACACCCUCAGCUCAGCCGCUCACCUACACAGAACCGAAGUCACUGAGAAACCAGCAGCCAGAGACUCCUCUCCAACCUCGGGUACGGACAGAGACUCUCCCGACCUGGUACUCAAAUCCGAGCCGGAUGCCAAAGACGACGACGAGGAGGAUGAGCACAACAACAAAAGCAGUGAUGAGAUAAUCCUGGAAGAAAGCGACACGGAAGAAGCCAAAAAAGAUGAGCUGGAGGAGUGGAAGAAGAGGGACGAGGAAAAAAAGCCGUGCCGCAAGAAGAAGACACGCACGGUUUUCUCGCGGAGCCAGGUGUUCCAGCUUGAGUCCACCUUCGACAUGAAGCGCUACCUGAGCAGUUCGGAGCGAGCGGGCCUGGCCGCGUCCCUCCAUCUGACGGAGACUCAAGUGAAAAUUUGGUUUCAGAACAGGAGAAACAAGUGGAAGAGACAGCUGGCCGCGGAGCUGGAGGCCGCCAAUCUGAGCCACGCCGCGGCGCAGAGGAUAGUCCGGGUGCCCAUUCUUUACCACGAGAACUCUGCCUCAGAAGGCGGGGGCGCCGCUGCGAACGUGCCCGUGAGCCAGCCGCUGCUCACCUUCCCGCAUCCCGGUGUCUACUACUCCCAUCCCAUAGUCACAUCAGUGCCGCUGCUCAGACCGGUUUGAAAACAGCUGAGUUUUGUGGCAACAGUUGGUAUCUCACCUCACUAAAAAGUAAAGAAAAAAAAAAAGACAAUAUUUUUAUACAUGUUCACAAAAAGAAAAAGAAGAAAAAUUAGAGGAGACUGUCA